AUGGACAACUUCACCGACAAAUCCAGUGAGAUCAUCAAGGCCUCUUUCGAACGCGCGGAGGAGCAGGGUAAUUCCCAAGUCACCCCUCUCCACCUCAUCGCUGUCCUCUGGGACGACCCUACCCCUUCCGCCUCGGGCGACUCCCAGCCCACCCUCCUAAAAGGCGCUGUCGAGCGCAUCGGCGGCAACCCCACCUUAUUCAACCGCACCCUCCAAUCCAAACUCAACAAGCUCCCCUCCGUACACCCUCCCCCUUCGCCCCCACUCCCUCUCACACAAGCAUACCACAACACCCUCCGCGAAGCCCAGAAAUGUCAAAAGGAGCAAAACGACCAGUAUGUUGCUAUCGACCACCUCAUCAUCGCUCUGCUCCGGGUGGACGCGGCGGAACUCAAGGAGCUCCUCAAGACGGCGGGCGUAGAGUCCAAGGCGCUCGAGGCGGAGAUCAGACGCAAGAGGGGAGGGAGGAAGGUGGAUAGUAAAGGGGCGGAGAGUCAGUUCGAGGCGUUGACCAAGUACUGCACGGAUUUGACGGCGCUGGCGGAGCAGGGGAAGCUGGAUCCUGUUGUUGGGAGGGACAAUGAGAUUAGGAGGGUGAUCAGAUGUCUCAGCAGAAGGACAAAGGGUAAUCCAGUCCUCAUCGGUGAACCCGGUGUCGGAAAGACAGCCAUUGCCGAAGGCCUCGCACAGCGUAUCGUCGACCGCGAUGUCCCCCCAUCCCUCAUCUGUCGACUCCUAUCACUCGACAUGGGCGCGCUCAUGGCCGGUGCCAAGUACAAGGGCGAAUAUGAGGAGAGAAUUAAGGCUGUACUCAGCGAGGUGGAAAAGGCCGGAGACGAAGGGACCCAGAUUAUCCUCUUUGUGGAUGAGCUACAUCUGAUAACAGCCGGAAAAGACUCAGGUGGCGGCAUGGACGCAGCAAAUCUCCUCAAGCCCAUGCUCGCCCGCGGCAAACUCCGGAUCAUCGGUGCAACCACUCUCAACGAGUAUCGGGAGUACAUCGAGAAGGACUCGGCCUUCGAGCGUCGGUUCGCCCAGAUCAUCGUCGAAGAACCGUCCGUCCCCGACACGGUCGCCAUCAUGCGCGGUAUCCGGGAAAAGUACGAAACUCACCAUGGUGUCCGCAUCAUGGACUCUGCGCUCGUCCUUGCCGCGCAGCUGGCCAAGCAGUACCUCACCUCCCGCCGCCUCCCCGACUCGGCCAUAGAUCUCCUGGACGAGGCGUCUUCGGCAGUCAAGAUUGCUCGUGAGACCCGACCGGAGGCGCUGGACGAGCUGGAGCGCAAGAAGCUAGGACUCGAGGUGGAGGUGCAUGCGCUAGAGAGGGAGAAGGACGAGGCGAGCAAGGAGCGCCUCGAGCUCGCCAAGAAGGCGAUUGCGGAUGUGGAGGACCAGCUGGGCCCAAUGAAGCGGGAGUACGAGAAUGAAAAGCAUCUCGGGGACCAGAUCCAUGAUGUCAGGCGGAAGAUUGACGAGUUGAGGGGAAAGGCGGACGAGGCGGAAAGGCGGUACGAUCUCGCUACCGCUGCGGAUAUCCGGUACCACUCUAUCCCGCAGCGGGAGUUGAAGCUCAAGGAGCUGGAGGCCAAGGAGGCGGAGAGGGGUUCGGGGCAGCAAGUCACCCCGGAGAUGAUCGCCGAGGUGGUCGCGAGAUGGACGGGUGUCCCCGUCUCUCGCCUCGUCGAAACGGAGAAGGCGAAACUCCUGCGGCUCGAGAAGCUCCUCUCGAAGCAGGUCAUCGGUCAGCCAGAGGCGGUACGGGCCGUCGCCAACGCUAUUCGGCUCAAUCGGUCAGGUCUCUCGAACCAAAACCGACCCAUCGCAUCGUUCCUCCUGGUCGGACCUUCUGGUACAGGUAAAACUCUCCUCGCCAAGACGCUCGCGGAGGUCAUGUUCAACUCGCCCGACGCCAUGGUCCGGAUCGACGCGUCCGAGUACUCGGAGAAACACUCGGUCUCGCGGCUUAUCGGUGCGGCUCCGGGAUAUAUCGGACACGACCAAGGUGGGCAGCUUACCGAAGCUGUGCGCCGGAAACCCUACACCCUCAUCCUCAUCGACGAGAUUGAAAAGGCUGCUCGGGAGUUCCACCAGCUCUUCCUCCAGGUCCUAGACGACGGCCGGCUCACGGACAACAAGGGUCGGGUCGUCGAUUUCCGAAACACUAUCGUCCUCAUGACUUCCAACACGGGCAGCGCCUACCUUAACGAGAACCCCUCGGAAGGCGCCGUCCUCCCCACUAUCCGCGAGAAGGUCAUGGGCGCCAUCCGAGCUACAUUCCCCCCUGAAUUCCUCAACCGUAUCGAUGACAUUAUCCUCUACCGCUCCCUCUCCCGCUCGGACAUCAAGCGCGUCGUCGACGUCCGUCUCAAGGAGGUGCAGAAGAGGCUGGAUGAUAACGGGCGGAAGAUCAUUCUCAGGGUGGAUGAGGUGGCGCAGGAAUGGCUGGCGUCGGCGGGGUACUCGCCAAUGUACGGAGCGAGGCCGAUGGCGCGGCUUAUCCAGUCGGAGAUUCUCAAUCCGCUGAGUAAGCUGUUGCUCCAGGCGCGCGUGAGGGAUGGGGAGGAUGUGAAGAUCACGGCGGAUCUUAGGAAGAAUAGGCUUGUGGUGAUCCCGAACCACGAGCAGGAUGUCAGCUUGCCGGGAGAUAGCGAGGAUGAGGAUGACAUGAUGGACGUGGAAGUGGACGAGCUGGAUUAG
Molecule: messenger RNA, 2697 nt
Organism: Dioszegia hungarica
Lineage: Eukaryota; Fungi; Basidiomycota; Tremellomycetes; Tremellales; Bulleribasidiaceae
Product: putative heat shock protein
Exons: 3
Coding region: 1-2697 (898 amino acids)
Biological process (GO): cellular response to heat
Cellular component (GO): cytoplasm; cytosol
Molecular function (GO): ATP binding; ATP hydrolysis activity
Source: RefSeq, a predicted model, not a curated record